UAUAUUGUCUAUGGAUUGAUUGACGAAAACGAUUACGAUUAUUGUUGAAUUGUGUUGUAAUGCGUCAAAAAAUAGCUUCCCAAAGCUUAAUUUAUCUGAAUUCAUAUUAGUUUUAGGAAAAAAAUAAACAUUUACAAUGGCAGAUGAUUUAAGGAAUUAUAAACUGCAACUUCAACAGGUAGAAGCAGCGUUGCUCACUGAUGGUGAGAACGAGGAGUUGCUGAAACUAAAGGCUGACUUGGAAGAAGUAAUAGAGUUGACACAAGAUCUUAUAAAAACUCAAGAUGGUGACUCCAAAGUCCCUAAUAUUCAUGGUUCUAGUAAUGAUCAUGAUGUUACAGCGUCCCUGUUGGCGGCCGAGGAUGAUGAAAGCGCUCACAAAUACCUUUCAAAUUGGCAAGUCGGAGAACGGUGCCUGGCUAAAUGGAGAUCAGAUGGACAAUUUUAUGAAGCACUCAUUGAAGAUGUUACUGAGGAUACUUUGAAAGUAAAGUUUGAUGGUUAUGCUACUGCAGAAGUAGUUUCAAUUAAUGAUGUAAAGGUAAUACCGGGUAGCAGUCUGAAGAGACCUCAUAGUGGAGAUGAAAGCAAACAUGGCAAAGGCUACAAUAGAGAAUACCUUAAAAAGAAAAAACAGAAAAAGCAGCAAAGGUUUAAACAGAUUGAAGAGGAAAGAGAAACUGAAAAGAAUAAAUGGCUGAAUUUCCACACCAAGGCAGCCAAGAAACCUGGUGUAAGGACAAAAAGCAUAUUUGCUUCACCUGAUAAUUUGACUGGUAGAGUUGGCAUUGGGACUUGUGGCAUAUCAGGAAAACCUAUGACUGAGUAUACUCCAGGAGAAAAAUGGAAGAAAGGAGGAUAAUACUAUCUGUUAAUUUAGUUUAAGUUAGUCAUAUUUAAUCUUAAAACCUUCUGUAAUUCAUAGAUAUACAUAAAAUCAAAAUGUGUGACUUUAUGUACAAAAAUAUGUAAAUUUCAAUUGUACACACAUUAAAGCAUUCUAUGCUUCAGCUUAUGAAAUAAUGUUAUAGUGAAAAAACA
Molecule: messenger RNA, 1041 nt
Organism: Helicoverpa armigera (cotton bollworm)
Lineage: Eukaryota; Metazoa; Arthropoda; Insecta; Lepidoptera; Noctuidae
Gene: Spf30
Product: survival of motor neuron-related-splicing factor 30
Exons: 4
Coding region: 137-862 (241 amino acids)
Biological process (GO): negative regulation of transcription by RNA polymerase II; mRNA processing
Cellular component (GO): cytoplasm; nucleus
Molecular function (GO): RNA binding; DNA-binding transcription repressor activity, RNA polymerase II-specific; RNA polymerase II cis-regulatory region sequence-specific DNA binding
Source: RefSeq, a predicted model, not a curated record